Messenger RNA from Triplophysa rosa, 4774 nucleotides. RefSeq names its product macrophage mannose receptor 1-like. The transcript has 31 exons. Lineage: Eukaryota; Metazoa; Chordata; Actinopteri; Cypriniformes; Nemacheilidae. Gene Ontology annotation, molecular function: signaling receptor activity. The coding region runs from base 64 to 4428 and encodes 1454 amino acids. The record is from RefSeq and is a predicted model, not a curated record.
UGUGUUAGUCUUCAAACACAAGCUGGAUUCCUUCAUGUGCGGAUCACAAGUGAAAGUUCAGAUAUGAAGUCGUCUCGUGUUCUGCUGUUUGUUUUCAUUUGUUUGUUUGUUGUGUCAAAGCCAUCCAGUCAAACAGACUCCGGCUCUUUUCUGAUCUACAACAAGGAUCAUAACAAAUGUGUGAAUGUGGUUAAUGCCAGUGCGGUGCAGACGGCAGCGUGUGACGUCUCUUCUGACGCUCAGCGUUUCCGAUGGGUUUCAUCUUCAAGAAUCAUCAGCGUCUCUCUUAAACUCUGCUUGGGAGCUCAAGACAUCAAAGACUGGAUGAAGAUUAUUCUUCUGCCCUGUACAGAACACAGUCCUCUACAGACCUGGGAAUGUAAGAACGAGACCUUGUUUGGAUUAAAAGAUCAAGCGUUACACCUGAACUACGGCAAUCGAGAAGAGCCAAAUAUGAUGCUGUUUAGUGGAAGUGGAGAUUGGAGUCGCUGGCAGAUUUAUGGGAGUCAAGACGAUCUGUGUUCUCAUGGAUAUCAAGAGAUUUAUACUCUAGGUGGGAAUUCAUUUGGAAAACCAUGUCAGUUCCCCUUUAAAUUUGAUGACAAUUGGUACGCCGAGUGUAUCGUGGAGGGAAGAUCAGACCGUCUACUGUGGUGUUCAACUGAGACAGAUUAUGACACUGAUGAGAAAUGGGGCUUCUGUCCAACCAAAGGCAUCGUAGGGUGGGACAGUGAUCCAGUAAGUGGUGUUUUGUAUCAGAGGAACACACAGUCAGUAUUGACGUGGCAUCAAGCUCGAACCAGCUGCCGACAUCAAGAUGCAGAUCUUCUCAGUAUAUCAGAACUCCACGAGCAGUCUUAUAUAGCAGGUUUGACAGAUCACAUGGGUUCUGUUCUUUGGAUCGGACUGAACAGUCUUGACUUUGAGAGCGGCUGGCAAUGGAGUAAUGGAAACCCAUUCAGAUAUCUCAACUGGGCUCCUGGUCACCCGUCUCUGGAGCCGGGUCUGAACUGUGCUGCAUUAAACGCUGCUAAAGCCUCAAAGUGGGAAAGUUUGUCCUGCAGUAAGAAGUUGGGCUACAUCUGCCGCAAGGGCAAUUCAACAGAGAUCACACCUUCAACAGGUAAAGAUCAGCCGAACUUCUGUCCAGCGGCGUGGGUGCCGUACGCCGGUCACUGUUAUUAUCUGCAGCGCUCUCAGAAGAUGUGGAGCGACGCUUUGGCAGCGUGUCAUAAAGAAGGAUCAGAUCUGGCCAGCAUACACAACAUAGAGGAGCACAGUUUCAUCAUAUCACAGAGUGGAUACUUGUCCAGUGAUGAGCUGUGGAUUGGUCUUAAUGAUCAGAAGAUUCAGAAUCUGUUUGAGUGGUCAGAUAGAAAACACGUCACCUUCACCAGAUGGAUUGUCGGAGAACCUUCACACAUCACCAAUCGCGUGGAGGAUUGUGUGCUUAUGAAGGGAGAGGAGGGAAAGUGGGCAGAUGAAGCGUGUGAAACAGCUCAUGGUUACAUCUGUAAGAAGAAAGCUUCCAUUAAGCCUGAAGGAUCCACACACAUGAUCAGUCCUGGAUGUCCUGCUGGUUGGUUCAGGUUUGGCUAUUACUGUUAUAAUGUUGCCAUGGAAACCAAAACUUUUACUGAUGCCAAACUGACGUGUGAGCAGAGCGCAGCGAGUCUGGUUGAUGUUGCCAGCAGGUAUGAGAAUGCGUUUCUCAUCAGUCUGGUUGGUCUUCGGCCUGAGAAAUAUUUCUGGAUCGGUCUGUCUAACACUCAGCAGUUGGAGCUCUUCCAGAGGAGUGAUGGUGUUAAAGUCAAGUUUACACACUUUAAUGUCGGCAUGCCAGAUAGGCACCAGGGUUGUGUGGCGAUGUUAACAGGAUCUUCAGCAGGAUUAUGGGAUGUUCUGGCCUGUAACACUAAACAGAAAUACAUCUGUAAGAAAACGGCAGAAGGAAUCACUACAACCCCAGAGCCUCCAACCACACAACCUCCCAGCUGCCCAACAGACUGGAUUAAGAAAGAUCCACGCAACUGUGUUCGGCUCUACAGAAAGCAGAAGGACGAGAAGAAGACUUGGUUUGAGGCUCGUGAUUUCUGUCGAGCCGUCGGUGGUGAUUUAGCGAGCUUCCACUCCGAAGAAGAAAUGAAAGUGUUACCGUAUUUUAUCUCAGACCCGGCGUGGAUCGGCUUCACUUCACUGGACAGUAAUUCUGGUUUUGUGUGGUCAGAUCAAACUCCUUCUGAUUAUGAAAACUGGGCAUCCGGGGAGCCAAACAACUACAACAAUAAUGAGAACUGUGCAGAUUACGGCUACGCGAGGGAGCGCAAGUGGAACGAUCGAGAUUGUGAAGCUUCUAUUGACUGGAUCUGUCAGAUUCCAAUAGGCAUCACUCCAAAAUCCCCACCGACGAGAGUUAUUCACGAAUACAACAAGACAUCUGAUGGCUGGACCGUGUUCAAUGGCAGUCAGUAUUUUAUUAAUAAUGAUCAGCUUCCUAUGGAAGAAGCUCGAGCGUUCUGUAAGAAGAAUCACGCUGAUCUUGCCGUCGUUACCGGUCAAAGUGAGAGGAAGUUUUUAUGGAAGCAGAUAUCUAGAAGAUCAGAAAGUCAGUACUACAUCGGGUUGAUUGUAGAGUUGGACAAAUCAUUUAGUUGGGUGGAUGGGUCACCUGUUGUUUACACCUCAUGGGAACAAAAUGAACCGAAUUUCGCCAACAAUGACGAGAACUGUGUGACUAUAUACAAGACAACUGGAUUCUGGAAUGAUGUCAACUGCGGCGUGCCGUUACCCUCUGUCUGUAAAAGAAGUUCAGAUUUUGUCAACACCACCAUGUCUCCGUCAACUGUAGCGGCGGGCGGCUGUGCUCCUGAAUGGACCCGCUUCCGCGGAAAAUGUUAUAAGAUUUUUGAUAAUAAGCUGACGUGGCAUAAAGCGCGAGAUCACUGCAUUUCACAUGGAGGUAAUCUGGUGUCCAUUCAGAGUCACACGGAGCAAUCGUUUCUCACGACUCUAAUGCUCAGUUCUGCUGAUGACGUGUGGAUCGGCUUCAAUGACAUCACCUCAGAGAGAACAUUUUUAUGGACUGAUGGUAAAGGCGUCCCAUACACAAACUGGAUGAAAGGUCAUCCUGUGUCAAUGCCAGAGUCAAGACUCCUCUUUGAUGACGAGGCAAGUGAAGGUUUUCAGUUUAGAAUUUUUUCCCAUCCGUUUGUGCGCAUGGUUGAGGAUAAGGUGUAUGACUGUGUCGUCAUGGUUAAACACCCAGAGAAGAUAACUGGAAAGUGGAAAGUUGAAGUGUGUAAAGAUGAGAGAGGUUUCAUCUGCAAGAGGAACACGGACUCUCAGCUGGCUGCUCCCGUGACCACAGCAGUGUCACAGAGAUUCUUCAGUCUGGGCAACGAUUCCUACAAGGUGCAGCAGGUGAAGAUGAGCUGGGAUGAAGCCAGAAGAGAGUGUAAAGCCGAUGAUGCUGAUCUUGCUAGUGUGCUGGACUCCAUCAGUCAGGCGUACAGCAGCCUCAGAGUCGACACCAUCAGAGAACCUUUGUGGAUCGGCCUCAACAGCAACCUGACAGGUGGACGGUAUCGCUGGGUGGAUAACUGGCUUCUAAGCUACAGUAAAUGGGCCGCAGGAGAACCCAGAAACAAUUUAGCUUGUGUUUAUAUCGACACGGAUGGCGACUGGAAAACUGCAGCGUGCAACAACACAUAUUAUUCCCUCUGCAAACGAUCCAAAGUUGUUGCCCCCACAGAUCCCCCUCAGCUGCCGGGUAACUGCCCCGAAUCAGACUGGAUCUCAUUCAGAGGACACUGCUAUACAUUCAUGAUCUCUCGGAGAGAAAACUGGGAUGAUGCCACAGUGGAAUGCAUGAGAAUAGGUGCAUCUUUAGUCAAUAUUGAGGACCCAAUAGAAUCAAAGUUUAUCCGUCGGAAUCUGGAGAUCCUUCAAGAUGAAGUCAGCUCAAUCUGGAUCGGAAUGCACCGCAGUCAUACGGGUGAAUGGAUGUGGAUUGAUAGUGCGGUUGUGGAUUACACAAACUGGAAACCGCGGAUGCCCAAUAACGCCGGUGACUGUGUGGAAGUUCAGUCAAUCACUGGAAUGUGGAGUAACAACAACUGUAAUAAUCGCAGAGCUUAUAUCUGCAAGACCGCUAAAGUCAUACCACCAACAGAGAAGCCGUCCGUGUCAGCAUUUGCAGAGCGUCACGUAGAAGAGACGUCUCACGGCUCGGCUGGCAUCGCUGUAGGGGUCGUGUUGAUCAUCAUCGCUGUCGCAGGUGUUGCCGGCUUUCUGUUCUUUAAGAGAAUUCCCAGACGUGUGAUUGGACAGCGUACAUUUGACAACAGACUCAUAGAUGUCUCACAGCGUCUUAGCAUUUUUGACAGUAAGGGACUUGUUGCCAACAUUGAACAAAAUGAGCACGACUAACACAUAAAACCUUUCUAUUGAAUGCCACAUCCCAGUAUCAGAGGAUACGCUUUGUUUGUUUAAAUAGAUCUGAUAAACCAUUGUUUAGUUGUGAAUAGAAUCACUGUAAUGUUAACACGCAUGGAUAAUGAAACAUCUGUACUGUUGUUUGUGACUGAAGGCAUGUGAAUAUAAGCAGAAUGAUAUUCCAGCAAUAGAAUGGCAUUACCUACCAUUUGUGUUAUCUUAAAAAAGUCCCAUUUAUGAACAUCAGUUAACGUGAUCUGACACUGCAUAUUACUUCUACAGCAUUUAUUCAUCUUUGUCAAUGUUGCAGUUUUCGGAAUAAAAGCACAAUAACAUCUUA